AUGGAUGGAAAAUAUGCAGAUGUACAAUCAAGACCCACUGUGAAUAAACAAACUCGUCGAUCUCAAUAUCUCUCGGGAAAUCCAUCUACUUCAACAACAAAAUCAUCAUCUUUACAUUCUAAACGAUCCUCAAUAUCCGAUACUCCCUUUGUGAUUAGUCCAGAUUCAAAUUAUCGUUCGCGGACCACAUCCAUAUCGCUCGUUCAUCCAAUAUCUUCGUCAAUAGUUCAUGAACCGGAAUUAGCUAGCCACUUGAACGGAUUUUCUUUUGUUGAUCCGCUACCUUCAUCGUCGACAUCUUCAUCAUCAUCCACUUUUCACUCUUCAUCGUCGACAUCUUCAUCAUCAUCCACUUUUCACUCACCUUCAUACCCCAGACGCAGAGUAUCGAUAUCCGUAUCUGGCACACAAGCACAGGCGGUACGCUACCCAUACCCUAUACAAUCUCCUCCGAGACGAACUCGGACAAUGUCAUAUCCUCAUCCAGCCUCGACACAUUCUCGAAAUGAACGGUCACCAAAAUCAACUAGAACGAAGAAAAUCGUCAUUACGGUGCUCAUUCUCCUAUCUUUAUUUCUGAUAGGAACUGUCAUCGUCCUCUCAAGUGUAUCAUACUAUCUGGGAAUACCGAAUUGGGCGUAUCUGACGGAAUCGGAAGUAGCUUGGAGACCAGACGAUGUUAUCAAACCUUUAAAAGAUCCACUAUCGUCAAACGGAACGUCGCGGGGUCUACAACGGAGGAAGGAAUGGAGGGAUGUAACGGAUGAAGUAAUAGAACCGUCAGAAGCUAGUAGUGUAGUGGGAACGGAAACAUUGCCUGAAUCAUGGAAGGAAUUGGAAGAGGAGAUGGAACAGCUUGAUGCUGAAGAAGAGUCAGAGGAAUCGCCGACUUACGACGAUGAUGUGGAAACAAGCAGUGAUGCCUUGAAUGAAAGCGCAGAGGAUGCCAUAUGGGGUAUAGAUGGCAAAGGUACGGGUGGAUACUGGAUGCAGAAAGAUUGGACUGGGAAAGUAGAGAAUUCAAACAGCUGGGACAGAUUAUACAACGUGACUACAAGACCCGGAGAGACUAUCCCUCGGCUGAUACAUCAGACCUGGAAGAAUGAUAUCUUACCUGACAAAUGGCAAAAAGCUUGGAAAGAGUGUAGGGAAGGCAUGCCUGAUUACGAGUACAUGUUAUGGACCGAUGACAUUUCACGAGAGUUUAUCGCCAAGCAUUACCCAGCGCAUCUACACAUGUUUGACAAUUACAGAUAUCCCAUUCAACGCGCAGACUCUAUUAGAUACUUUAUUCUCCAUCACUUUGGUGGUAUAUACAUGGAUUUGGACAUCGGAUGUAGGAGAAGACUUGAUCCUCUUCUUCAAGGCGAUUGGGAGGUCAUCUUGCCUAUCACCAAGCCUGUCGGCGUAUCCAAUGACCUUAUCUUCUCAUCGAAAGGAUCGGCCUUUAUGGAUGAUACUGUUCACGGACUUUCAACUUUUGACCAUCAAUACUUCACAAACUAUCCUACCGUGAUGUUCUCCACAGGCCCCAUGUUCUUAUCCGCACAAUAUGCUCUUUACUCCUCAAGUCAUCCCUUGACCGAAACUCAUACACGUGCAGAAGUACGAAUUCUCCCAAAAUCUCUGUAUGGCAAAAACGCACCGUUAUCCACAGUACCACACUCUUUCUUCUCUCAUUUCUACGGAUCAUCAUGGCAUUCCGAUGAUGCAGGAUUUAUUACUUUCUUAGGAGAUUGGGGAAAGAAACUUAUGUGGGUAGGAUUGGUUGUGAUCAUUCUCGGUGUCACACGUUUGAUCUGGAUCAAGAGGAAGGCAGCGAAUGGUCAGCAAUAUCAACUCUUAUCGAUAUUACCUACCAGUAAUGGCAUGUCACAUGGUCCUCCUCGAUCAGGAGCAAGCACUCCUACAAGUGUUGGCUCAAGUGGACCUAUGUCACCAUCAACAGCGUUCGAUAUAUCACAACAGCUACCUUCUGAUUUAGCAUCAGCAUUUAGACGUGCUGGGCAUCUGAUCUUGGCUGCUCCGGCCACUCUGCUCUACGGCGAAAGGGAUAGAAGAGGAAGGAGACGGACGGGUUUACUUUACUUUGUUCCAGCAUUGUUCCAACCCGAUCCAAGGAGGAGAGGCAGAACAGCAUCUGAAGCCAGUCAACUACCUCUUCAACGACCGAGGAGAAAUAGAGCAGGUGUACCGCCACCACCCUAUGAAUCUCGCGAGGGUGACGGCCAGUCAAAAACGAGGCCACCUGGGGGAGACGAGACGAUGGAUGAAGUCGAUGCUUUCUUAAACGAAGCUGAUACCGAAGGGGAGAGCUCGACCAAUCCAGAUGAAGAAGAUGAUGGUAAUUGGAACGAUUGGAGGAGGAAAAGUGAGGCUGCGGAUUAG
Messenger RNA from Kwoniella shivajii, 2388 nucleotides. RefSeq lists its product as uncharacterized. Gene Ontology annotation, biological process: mannosyl-inositol phosphorylceramide biosynthetic process. Bases 1 to 2388 code for a protein of 795 amino acids. The record is from RefSeq and is a predicted model, not a curated record. The transcript is spliced from 5 exons. Gene Ontology annotation, molecular function: mannosyltransferase activity. NCBI's taxonomy places the organism in Eukaryota, Fungi, Basidiomycota, Tremellomycetes, Tremellales, Cryptococcaceae.